AUGGGUACAGCAUUGGAAGACGAGAAAUGUGAUAUGGGGGAAAAAUAUAAAGAUUCAAUUCAUACCUUGGGAACAUAUGUAUUUUCUAGAAGUACGAAAUUCUGGAUAUACCCUGAUUUUAUAUUCAAUCUCUCGCUGCUUGGAAUGAGUCAGAAAAAAGUUCUGGAAGUCAUAAGCCAGUUUCGAAAUAAGGUGAUAGCAAAGCGCAAGUUGGACACAAAUGUAAGACAUAUAGAAGAUACUUGUGACGAUGAUGAAUAUUUUAUUAGUAAAAAACAGAGGCUGGCCAUGUUGGAUCUAUUAUUACAAGCUGAGAAAGAAGGACUCAUAGACUCUGAUGGCAUUACUGAAGAAGUGGAUACAUUUAUGUUUGAAGGUCAUGACACUGUAGCAACGGGUCUUCAGUAUAUCUUCAUGUUAUUGGCUAAUCAUGAGGAUAUUCAGGACAAAGUUUUCUUGGAGUGUGAAGAAAUACUCUCGAGAAAUAAUGGACGACCUUCAAUCAAUGAUAUGGCACAAAUGAAAUUUUUGGAGGCUUGCAUUAAAGAAGCCUUAAGACUCUACCCACCAGUAUAUUUUAUUAGUCGUAUAGGCGAUGAACCAAUCGAACUAAGUAAUGGUCACAAAUGUCCAGCUGGAACAGACUAUAAUAUUUUAAUUUAUGAACUGCAUAGACAAGCGGAUCAGUUCGAAGAACCUUACAAAUUUUUACCAGAACGAUUUCUAAAGGAACCCACUUGGCAUCCAUUUGCGUAUUUACCAUUUAGCGCUGGUCCACGAAAUUGCAUCGGUACCAAAUGGCAGCACCGAAGAAAAGUUUUAACUUCAGCAUUUCACUUUGACGUUCUGAAAAAAUAUUUCGACUCUAUAGAUGGAAAUAGUAAAAGACUUGUUAAUGUCCUACAACAAACUGACGGCCAAUCUGUAGAUGUUGUGCCAAUAUUGUCAGAAUAUACACUCAAUACUAUUUGUGAGUCGGCAAUGGGCACUGUUUUGAGUGACGAAUCCACUGGCGAAGGAAAAAUGUAUAAAAAUUCUAUCUAUCAGAUGGGACAUAUACUAGUGAAAAGAUUUACGAACCUAUCACUUCAUCCUGAUUUUAUUUAUAAUUUAUCUCGUCUGGGAAAGAAGCAAAAAGAACAUUUGUCAGUUAUUCAUAAUUUUACUAAAAAUGUUAUCAAGAACAGGAGGAAUCUACUUGAAAUAGAUAAUGUACCCGAAACUAAAGUUGCCCAAGCAGAUGGUACUAAUAUUUUUAAAAAGAAGAAAGCUGCCAUGUUGGAUUUAUUACUUCUAGCUGAAAAAGAGAAUUUGAUAGACGGUGAUGGAAUACAAGAAGAAGUUGACACGUUUAUGUUUGAAGGUCAUGACACUACUCAAGCUGCGUUGACUUAUUGUUUGAUGUCUUUGGCCAACGAGGAAUUGGUGCAGCAAAAGGCGUAUGCUGAACAAGAGUGUAUAUUUGCUAACGACGACCGUCCCGCAACCCUAACCGACUUGUCAGAAAUGACUUAUUUGGAGUGUUGUAUCAAAGAAUCAUUACGACUCUAUCCACCUGUGCCCUUCAUCAGCAGGAAAAUUACUGAACCGACAACACUAAGUCAGAAAUUUGCAAUGAUGGAAUUGAAAUCAGCUGUCUCCGCCAUAUUAAGAAAUUUCAAAUUGGUUCCCGUCACUACACCAGAUGAUCUUUUGGAACUAUUUGCUUUGGGUCGACAGUGGACUGCAACAUUCAAGGGUAUAUUUAGGUUCUAUGCAUUCCCUGUGGCUUCAGUUAAUAUAUACAAUCCAGAAGACGUAGAGAUAAUUACUUCUAAUAUGAAAUAUCAUGAGAAAAGCAUCAUUUACAAGUUCUUGAAACCGUGGCUUAAGGAGGGGUUACUGAUCAGCAAUGGUACCAAAUGGCAGCACCGGAGAAAAGUUUUAACUUCAGCAUUUCAUUUUGACGUGCUGAAAAAAUAUUUCGAUUCUAUAGAUGGAAAUAGUCAAAGACUUGUAGGAGUCCUACGACAAUCUGACGGUCAAUCUGUAGAUGUUGUGCCAAUAUUGUCAGAAUAUACACUCAAUACUAUUUGUGAGUCAGCAAUGGGCACUGCUUUGAGUGACGAAACCACUGGUGAAGGAAAAAUGUAUAAAAAUUCUAUUUAUCAGAUGGGACAUAUACUAUUUCAAAGAUUCACUAACAUUUACCUUCAUCCUGAUUUUAUUUAUAAGCUAUGUCUUCUGGGAAGAAAGCAAAAAGAACAUUUGUCAGUUAUUCAUAAUUUUACUAACAAUGUUAUCAAGAAUAGAAGAAAACUACUUGAGAUUGAUAAUAUAUCCGAUACGAAAGUUGCCCAAGCAGAUGGUACUAAUAUUUUUAAAAAGAAGAAAGCUGCCAUGUUGGAUUUAUUACUUCUAGCUGAAAAAGAGAAUUUGAUAGAUGGUGAUGGAAUACAAGAAGAAGUUGACACUUUUAUGUUUGAAGGUCAUGACACUACUCAAGCUGCGUUGACUUAUUGUUUGCUGUCUUUGGCCAACGAGGAAUUGGUGCAGCAAAAGGCGUAUGCUGAACAAGAGAGUAUAUUUGCUAACGACGACCGUCCCGCAACCCUUAACGACCUAUCAGAAAUGACGUAUUUGGAAUGUUGUAUCAAAGAAUCAUUACGACUCUAUCCACCUGUGCCGUUCAUCAGCAGGAAAAUUACUGAACCGACAACACUGAGCAACUACACCAUACCAGCUGGAACUUCGUGCCACAUCCAUAUAUAUGAUUUGCAUCGUCAAGAAAGUAUCUAUAAGAAUGCACUAAAAUUCGAUCCCGACCGAUUCUUAAAAGAAAAUUCAGUCGGCAGACAUACUUAUGCAUACAUACCAUUUAGUGCAGGCCCCAGAAAUUGUAUCGGUCAGAAAUUCGCAAUGAUGGAAAUGAAAUCAGCUCUCUCCGCUGUAUUAAGAAACUUCAAAUUGGUUCCCGUCACUACACCAGAUGAUCUUUGCUUUAUGUCCGACUUAGUACUCAGAAAUCAUGCACCAGUGUAUGUUAAAUUUAUAAAGAGGAACAAAUAA
This is a messenger RNA of Danaus chrysippus (African queen), 3048 nucleotides long. NCBI's taxonomy places the organism in Eukaryota, Metazoa, Arthropoda, Insecta, Lepidoptera, Nymphalidae. The record is from the annotation of a GenBank genome assembly.